This is a messenger RNA of Punctularia strigosozonata HHB-11173 SS5, 836 nucleotides long. RefSeq names its product ras-domain-containing protein. Gene Ontology annotation, molecular function: GTP binding; GTPase activity. The record is from RefSeq and is a predicted model, not a curated record. The transcript has 7 exons. Bases 13 to 639 code for a protein of 208 amino acids. Lineage: Eukaryota; Fungi; Basidiomycota; Agaricomycetes; Corticiales; Punctulariaceae.
UCGACCUCCGCCAUGUCCAAGCAGUUCCAGUUCAAGCUCGUCCUUCUCGGGGAGUCUGCAGUGGGCAAAUCAAGUCUUGUCCUGCGAUUUGUGAAGGACCAAUUCGACGACUACCGGGAAAGUACAAUCGGAGCUGCGUUCCUGACACAGACUGUCACCCUGGACGAUCAAGCCACCGUCAAGUUCGAAAUAUGGGACACCGCCGGCCAGGAACGAUACAAGUCUCUUGCCCCCAUGUACUACCGGAAUGCCAAUUGCGCGGUCGUUGUCUAUGAUAUCACGCAAACCGCCUCAUUGGAGAAGGCACGCACCUGGAUCCGUGAGCUUCAGCGACAGGCAGAUCCCUCGAUAGUCAUCGCCCUAUGCGGUAACAAGAUCGACCUCGCCGCGCGGCGGCAGGUGACCCAGGAGGAGGCGCAGAAAUAUGCAGAGGAGGAGGGACUUCUGUGGUUCGAAGCGUCUGCCAAGACCGGCGAGGGUGUGUCGGACGUAUUUACGGCUAUCGCCAAGAAAUUGCCGUUGACUGCACCACCGACUCGAAACGCUCGCGCCGGCGCAGCUGCACCUGGUCGUCCUGGCGUUGACCUUAACAAGCAGGCGCAAGGCGCAGGGUCGCCGAAUGAGAACUGUAAUUGCUGAUAUGGUUAAUCAAUGACCAUGCGGUCGGCGCUACUCUUGAACGACGCAGGCCGCGAUUAGAAUGAUCCCAAUCCCCGCCGCUCUUCUGGUCCAUCGCCCUACAGCCUUCUCCUUGGAUCGUCCUCCCCGCCACUUACAUUCUGUAAACUAUCAUAUCGUACAUUGAUGCUAUGUUCUUGUUUCGGUUAUUCCUACUC